This is a messenger RNA of Apis dorsata (giant honeybee), 1673 nucleotides long. RefSeq names its product radial spoke head 10 homolog B-like. Lineage: Eukaryota; Metazoa; Arthropoda; Insecta; Hymenoptera; Apidae. Bases 16 to 1617 code for a protein of 533 amino acids. The transcript is spliced from 11 exons. The record is from RefSeq and is a predicted model, not a curated record.
UUUGAACAAAAUCUUAUGCAUGGGAAAGGUUUACUGGAAUGGAAUAAUGUUUGUUGGUACGAGGGUGAUUUUAUAAAUGGUUAUCGACAUGGUAGAGGAAUGAUGGUGGAUGGAGAAAAUCGUUACAUGUACACUGGUCAGUGGUAUAAGGGCUUAAGACAUGGUAAAGGUUAUGCUCGUUAUGAUGAUAAUGGUUCAUACGAUGGAGAUUGGGUAAUGGACAAGAUGAAUGGGAUUGGAUUACGGAUUUAUCCAAGCGGUGCUCGUUACGUGGGUCAAUGGAAAAAUGGAAUUCGUGAUGGUAUCGGGACUAUGGUCUGGACCAAUGGAAAUUUUUAUCGUGGAGAAUGGAAAUGUGGUUCAAUGCACGGUUAUGGAGAAUAUGUAUGGAAUGGAUUCUUCAACAGAACUUUUACUUGGCCACAAGAAGCAUCUUACACAGGCUAUUGGCGUCAUGGAUUGCGCCAUGGCAAAGGAGAUAUGAAAUUUAAUUCUGUCGGUGGAGCAAAGUAUUCUGGAUAUUGGGAGGAUAAUAAGAAACAUGGUUAUGGAAUUAUAAUUGAUAUUGUUAUAAAUGAAGUUAUAAAUGAAGAAAAUGAUUUUCCACAAGGACAGCUUUUUAAUUCUGAUGUAAUAGAUAUGACAAAAUCUGAAUGGAAUUAUGAAGAAUGCUGGAUAUACAAAUGUUUAAUGAUUCAUAUCCUUCGUUUACGUCAAAUUUAUAAUGAUUAUGCCAAAUUAUUUGCAAAGCCAGCACCAAAAUGUAAUCUUGUAAUGAGCAGACUAUGUUUAUGGCAAUUAUGGAGAGAUUGUAAUAUUCAAAAAAAAAUUUCUCUCUCCACAAUCGAUAAACAUAUAGCAAAAAAUAAAAAUACAAUAGUGAAAGAUCCCCACUAUCCAUUUGAAAAGAUUGAAAUCUGGCAAUUUUUACAUGCGUUAUUAGAAGUAUCUUGGCACUUGUAUACAAAAUAUAAUAAUGUAGAAGUCGGAGAAAUGAAUGGAAAACUUGCUAAUGGUUUGCACAAAUUUUUGAAAAAUGAUAUAUAUCCUCAUGUUGGAAAUCAUGUUGGUACUUUAUGCAAUGAGAAUAAGGAUAUAUUACCUAUGAAUUGUGUUUUUAAAUUGUAUCAACAAAUUGGAUAUCCACCUUCUGCAAGAGAUUUACUUCAAUCAACAUGCAUCUUGAUAUAUGCAAAAGAUUCACGAUUGUUUGCCACGACCACUGAAACUAUGAAAAUAUUUCCGGAGGGAAUUAAUUCUGUGACAAUAGGUGAAAAAAUUAGUUAUUUACUAAAACUUAAUGAAAUGUUUACAUUACAUAAUUAUACAACUGAUAUAUCAAAGAAAAAUGAAAAUAAUCUAAUUAACAAAUUGUUGAUCUUUAGUCAGCUAGGAGCUAUAAAAAUGGUAGAAGUCAUGACACUAAUAUGUCCUGGAAUAAAAGAUACAAAUACUGGCAUAAUUAUAAAUAUGGAUUAUAAGCUGACAUUUCUUGAAUUUUAUGAAAUAAUACUAGAGGCAACGAAGGAAUUAUUCUUUUUAAAAAAUAAAUCUGAAAAAUUAUUACAAACGAAAAUUGAGAAGGAAAUCAAGUCAGUAGAAAUCAAUAAUUUAUAAAAAGAAAAAAGCUCUUGAAUUAAUGAACUUUUUUGAUUCAAAAUCAUUUUCCGAAU